Phytomonas sp. EM1 is the source of this 504-nucleotide messenger RNA. The record is from the annotation of a GenBank genome assembly. NCBI's taxonomy places the organism in Eukaryota, Euglenozoa, Kinetoplastea, Trypanosomatida, Trypanosomatidae.
AUGAUUCGACGGACGUUUGGUUGCUUCGUAGCGUCGAGUGCGCGCACGGGUGGAGGGUCGGCUCCCGACGCGACUCCCUCAGCCACCGCUCGCACAAACCGACUUUCCGUCCUCCACAAACUCCUUAUCGGCGAGGUGCAGUUUCGCAACCGCGCGCUGCUGAAGGUAUGCAACCUCGAGCACAGCUUCGGCGCGGGGUGGCGGUCGGAAAUCGAAUCUUACACGGCCACGCUCCCUCCCUCCGAUGCGAAUCUCCUCCGCCGGCAGCUCGCGCGGGUGGAUCUCACCCGUUUCACCACGCGCGAGCUCGCGAUGUACGGCGGGGAGGGUCCAACGCACCUCGCGAGCGUCGCCCGGGAGGCAAAUCUCGCGCAGGGAAAGGCCUUUCUCGACGCGAAGGGCGUGAAGGCGUUUGAGGCCUACGUCAAGGCGGAGGCAACGAACGCGAACUGGUCGCAGGCCGAUCGGGAUCAAUUCAUUAAGGAUGUGAAGGCUUUGAAGUAG